AUGUCCUUCGACGCAUCCAGCUCGGCCGCCAUUGUCGGCGAACCUAAUGCACGUGUUCUGAACACGUCAUGCCUCGACUUCCUUUUGAUCGAGCUCGUGCCCAUGGCCGAACGAUUGACCAAGGAGCUCGCGGUAGAGGAGAAGCUCCUAGAUGACGACGAGGUUCGAGAAACGACUUUCUUCCGCCUCGAGUCACUGGGCUAUCGGGUUGGUCAGGGCCUUGCCGAGCGGUUCUCUCGAGACCGCCCGCGAUUCACCGACAACCUUGACGUUAUCAAAUUCCUCUGCAAAGACCUAUGGACCAUUCUGUUCAGGAAGCAAAUCGACAACUUGAAAACCAACCAUCGGGGCGUGUAUGUUUUGACCGAUAAUUCGUUCCGUCCGUUUUCGAGAAUGAGCAUGUCGGUGCGGAGCGAAGCCGUAUCUAUGGCUCAAGCGUAUCUAUGGUUUCCAUGCGGUGUUAUUCGCGGCGCGUUAUCAAGUUUAGGCAUCCACACCACGGUGCAAGCGGAGACGGCCGAACUCCCAGGGGCGACAUUCCAAAUCAAAACACUUCAACCCAAGCCUUGA
Molecule: messenger RNA, 570 nt
Organism: Aspergillus steynii IBT 23096
Lineage: Eukaryota; Fungi; Ascomycota; Eurotiomycetes; Eurotiales; Aspergillaceae
Product: trafficking protein particle complex subunit
Exons: 4
Coding region: 1-570 (189 amino acids)
Biological process (GO): regulation of GTPase activity; endoplasmic reticulum to Golgi vesicle-mediated transport
Cellular component (GO): TRAPP complex; trans-Golgi network; cis-Golgi network
Source: RefSeq, a predicted model, not a curated record